This is a messenger RNA of Musa acuminata AAA Group (dessert banana), 2355 nucleotides long. Its product is annotated as PHD finger protein PERSISTENT TAPETAL CELL 1-like. Bases 957 to 2348 code for a protein of 463 amino acids. Lineage: Eukaryota; Viridiplantae; Streptophyta; Magnoliopsida; Zingiberales; Musaceae. The record is from RefSeq and is a predicted model, not a curated record. The transcript is spliced from 2 exons.
GAACACACCAAUCUCGGUGCCAACUAUAAACCUUUCAUGGCUAACAACACCUUUUCUCUGUUGAUUUUAGAAUUCAAUCAUGCUGAAAGCAAGUAGGCUUUCAGCCAAUUUCAUAAGAACAAAUCCAUAUGCUUUUAUCAUAAAAUUAAUUGCUUAGGCACCAAGUGUGUGAUCAUACUGCACAGGCUUCUGUGUUCUCAUCCAACACAUCAUAUAGACUUCUACCAAGCUACUUCAGCUCAAAGAUGUUGAUCAUGGCCAGGUUGUGCAUCCCCUUUGAAGGUGCAAGGAAGAGGAAGAGAGGGGAGCAAAGCUUUGGGUUUGACUCGUUCUGUGACACAGGCAAUCCAACUCAUCUCACUGGCUCGUUCCAGGACAAACUUAAAGCCCUCCUCAUGUUUGCCCACCCUGAAGCUGUAGAACAAGGAGAGCUGCAGUGCCAUUCUUUUCAGCUCGAACUGCAUCGCCAUCCUCCCACAAGUGUUCGACUGUUUGUCUUGGAAGAGGACGUAGAAACAUCAACCUGCCGUCGAUGUCGCUACUGCGUCUCUGUUGGUACCAUCAAACUCCAGAUAUGAAUUCGCAUUCAGUUCUUUUCCACAACAUAAAUUAUUAGGUUCUAGGCAGAAUUUUCUCAGUGAUGAACUUUAUCCAAUAUAUACUUUUUAUGUGAUAUGCUGUCUCCUCGGGAGAUCGUCUGAGUAGGUUGGGGUCACCACAUUAUUUGCAGCAAGAGAUUUCACUUUGUCUUACCCACCAAAGACACUUUGUCGGAGGUGCAGAACAUAUGCCUGCACUCCAAUGUAGAGUGGUCAAAGAAACCUACAGCAGGAUCGAAGCUGGUGAACACAAACCGCUGUUUGUUGCAUGGAGUCCUGCAUUCCAAUGGUUUUGGGCAUCUGCUUCUCAUCAAUGGCUUUGAAGGUGGUUCUCAUUUCCUUUCCGGUCAUCGGAUUAUGGAUUUGUGGGACAGGAUAUGCACAGCAUUGCAAGUCAGGAAGAUAAGCGUAAUCGAUGCAUCAACGAAGGGUAAAAUGGAGCUCAGAUUGGUCCAUGGUGUAGCCUAUGGUGAGCCGUGGUUCGGUCGAUGGGGAUACAGGUUUGGUCAUGGAAGCUAUGGAGUCACUGAACAGAUGUAUCAACGCUCUGUGGAUGCCCUCCACGCCCUUUCUCUCCGUCUUCUGCUUCCUCAUCUCGCUUGCUUCGGUCGUGAAAUCCCAGUUAUGGUCGGCAAGUAUCAGUCGCUCUGCAACCAAGUGCUGCUCACCUUAGGCGACCUGUUCCGCUUCAUGAUCGAGUUGAAGACGCGCCUUCCGCCCAACUCCAUGGAUUACCAUGGAGCCAUCACUGAAGCGUCGUGCAGGUGGUCGACGAAAAGGGUGGAGAUGGCGGCUCGAGUAAUCGUGGAGCAGCUCAAGAACUCCGAGCUGAGGUGGGUCACGAGGCAGGAGAUCAGAGACGCUGCGAGGGCACACAUCGGCGACACGGGAUUGCUGGACUACGUCCUGAAAACGCUGGGAAAUCACAUUGUUGGCAACUACGUCGUUCGUCGCACCGUGAAUCCGAUCACCAAAGUGCUGGAGUACUGCUUGGAGGACAUAUCCAAUGUGUUCACUGGCCAUGACAACUUAGCUUCAGGUAACCAUUCCAAGUCGAGGAUCAGGUUGCAGCUCACCAGGGCGCAGCUGAUGAGAGACAUGUUCUACCUGUACAAGCACAUCCUGAAGGAGCCGAGCUCAGCAGCAGCCACCGGCAUGCUCGAUGCAAUUCCGGUAGCGGUAAGGAUGGUCAUGGACACUAAGCAAUUGGUCAAGGAGUAUCAACAGGGACCGCCACCUGAGAAGGCCGAAGGUAGCCAUGGGUACUUGAAGCUUUCGUGCAGCAUCCGCAUGAAUGGAGCCGAUGUGGAGAGAACGCCACCACAUGAACCCAUGGUUGUUCCUGCUCACGCGACCAUCGGCGAGCUGAAGAGGGAGGUGGGGAGACACUUCAGGGCGGUGUACUGGGGACUGAAGAGCUUCGUUGCAGACUCCAUCGUCGGUGUCAGGUGCAGGGACUCGGACUUGGUCCAUGAACUGAUGCAAUCAGGAAGCAGCAUCGUGGUAGAGGGGAGGAUGGAGGGGGAUGACGGAGAGGAGAUUUACGAGGGUGGAAACGGUCGUCAUAAGAUCGUGGAUUGCCUGUGUGGUGGAAAGGAGGAGGACGGAGAGCCGAUGAUCUGCUGCGACAUCUGUGAGGUUUGGCAGCACACACGCUGUGUGGGGAUUCCGGACGAGGAUGACGUCCCUCCGGUCUUCCUCUGUGGUCGAUGCGAGAACGACAUGCUUGCCUUGAGGAAUUUGACAUGACAUGCAA